AGGAAGUGUGGGGCCUGAGAGAGAGGCAGCUGGGCACCAGGAGCUGCAGGCCACGCUCUGCUGCACCAGGAUGGACACAAGGGCAACUCUGACAGGCUUUGCAGUUCUGGUGCUGCUCCAGUGCUGUUUUGCAUACAAACUGGUCUGCUACUACACCAACUGGUCCCAGUACCGGGAAGGCGAUGGGAGCUGCUUCCCAGAUGUCAUCGACCCUUUCCUCUGCACCCACAUCAUCUACAGCUUUGCCAACAUAAGCAACAGUGAGAUCGACACCUGGGAGUGGAAUGAUGUGGUGCUCUAUGGCACCCUGAACUCACUUAAAAGCAGGAACCCCAACCUGAAGACCUUCCUGUCUGUUGGGGGAUGGAACUUUGGCUCUCAAAGAUUUUCCAGCAUAGCCUCCAGCACCCAGAAGCGCAGGACUUUCAUCAAAUCGGUACCAAAGUUCCUGCGGGCCUAUGGCUUUGAUGGGCUGGACUUAGCCUGGCUGUACCCUGGAAGGAGAGACAAGCAGCAUUUUACCACCCUGAUCAAGGAAAUGAAGACUGAAUUUACAAAGGAGACCCAGCCUGGAAAAGAGCAGCUCCUGCUCAGUGCAGCAGUAUCUGCAGGGAAGGUCACCAUUGACACCGGCUAUGAUGUUGCCCAGAUAGCAAAACACCUGGAUUUCAUCAGCAUCCUAACCUAUGAUUUCCAUGGAACCUGGCGCCAAACCACAGGACACCACAGCCCCCUCUUCCGAGGCCAGCUGGAUGGCAAGACCGACAGAUUCAGCAACGUGGACUAUGCUGUGGGGUACAUGUUGAGGCUGGGUGCCCCAGCCAGCAAGCUGGUGAUGGGCAUCCCGACCUUCGGGAAGAGCUACACUUUGGCCUCCUCUGAGACUGGUGUUGGAGCCCCAAUCUCGGGGCCAGGACUUGCAGGCCGGUUCACCAAGGAGGAAGGGACCCUCGCCUACUAUGAGGUCUGUGACUUUCUCCACGGAGCCACAGUCCAUAGAGUCCCCAGCCAGCAGGUCCCCUACGCUACCAAGGGCAACCAGUGGGUGGGGUAUGAUGACCUGGAAAGUGUCAAAAGCAAGGCGCAGUACCUGAAAAGCAAGCAACUAGCAGGUGCCAUGGUGUGGACCCUGGAUCUGGAUGACUUCCAGGGCUCCUUCUGUGGCCAGAAUCUACCCUUCCCCCUCACCAACGCUAUCAAGGAUGUACUCACUGCAGCUUAGCCCAUCCUUCUGCACACGGUGAGAGCCAAGGACACCCUCACACCCUCUGGCUCCAGCUGGCCCGGAACCUGAUCACUUGCUAAGUCCCUCGACUGAGCCUCAGUUUCCCUCCACUUGGAAUCUGUGCAGAGGGCCACAGCAUGGAGAUUAGAGCUCGGUCCUUGCAGACAGGAGGUAGCGUGGGGCUCUGGGGACCAGACCAGUGUAAGAUGAAGGAUCAAUACCUCUUGAUUAAUGGAAAUGCUCAUAGACUCCAAGCCCAGCAUAAGGGGAUUUCUGUAACUUCUUUACCCCAUCCUCCUUAUAAAGAACAUCAUUUUGGCAAGCUCUGCCACCAAGCAGGCAAACAUCCUACAAGACAGAGUGACCAUACUAAUUAUACCCUCUGCAAAGUCCAACUUGAAACCCUCACUUAGGAACAUAAUCAUGUCUCCUAUAUCACUUCCCUUUCCUAAUUCCACAGCUGCUCAAUAAAGUACAAGAGCUUAACAGUG
Molecule: messenger RNA, 1716 nt
Organism: Chinchilla lanigera (long-tailed chinchilla)
Lineage: Eukaryota; Metazoa; Chordata; Mammalia; Rodentia; Chinchillidae
Gene: Chi3l1
Product: chitinase 3-like 1 (cartilage glycoprotein-39)
Exons: 10
Coding region: 71-1222 (383 amino acids)
Biological process (GO): carbohydrate metabolic process; chitin catabolic process
Cellular component (GO): extracellular region
Molecular function (GO): chitin binding
Source: RefSeq, a predicted model, not a curated record